UCGCCUCUGGAAGUCCGUUGGUCCUGGUUCGACCUGGUUCGACGCGCCAUAACCGUCUCUGUGCCCUCUUAACGUUCAAUUACGGCGAAAAGUUGGUAGCCGAGCACUUCGAAACGCUGCAUUCGCCUACCGCACUUACCAUUAAACCACGCUUCACUUCAGGUCGCCGGAACGAGCGCGAUGUCUUCGCACUUUUCUCCCCGCCAGGACACCGAAAGUGCCGCGAGUCGCAACGACAACGCGCCAAGGAUGUCCUUGCUGGCGCAGUUCGAUGAUUUCUGUCGCCGGGUUGCUGACGACGACGACGAAGUACUGAGCACCAUAGUGGAAUUCGUGAGGAACCAGGAAGCGUGCAGGCAGCGUUGGGAAGCAGCGGAACAGUGCUGCAGCAGACUGGCAGAAGCGAAUGAGUCCCAGGCUCUGGUGAACUCGGAGCUAGAAGCAAAGCUGCGAUACACGAGAGAUGUGCUCGAAAGGGAGGUUCAAAGAAGGCUGAAAUGCGAAGCUCACUUGAGAGCUCUGCAAGCUCAACUGCAUCAGAUUCGCUGCUGUGUCUUUGGCCAAAGCUUCCAGAACAGAGACCGCAUGGUCACAGUCUUGAAAAGUGUCCUGAGUCAGGAUAACUUUGCGAGCACCAUGGACGACAAUUCGGCGCAGUCCCUGCUGUCGCCAACAGGAACCAGCCUCUUAAGCGGGGCACAUCACAGUGGGGAGAUGGCUUCGAGGGACAUUGGCGGGGAGGCUCACCGCAUGCUGCUCGACUCGGUUCCUCUUCCAUGGAGACCUGCUGAGACUGGUGGCACUGAGCCGGACCAUUACAAGUCUAUCCCGACGAAGUCCCCUGGCACUCCCCGUUCCAAGCGUGCUGCUGCUGCUGCUGCUGCUGAACAGAGUACUCCUAGACUUGGCCCUGCUCCUGCCAAGGUUCACUUUGAGGCCGACAGCUCAUGUGACGAGGAGGAUCGUCUGGACAAGGUGCUGGCUACAUGCGCGUACUUCGCCACUGAAGUGGUGGCAGCGUUCGACAUCAUUCGCCGUCGUAUCAGCCACAUGGAGGGAACCGGGCUGUUGAACCUGGACAGUUUUGAUAAGACCGAGACUAGCGUCUUCAACCUCUCAGACUCCCAAAAGACGAGCGUUUCCAACCGUUCCUGCGAGACCGGCGGGCGUGGCGAGGUGUUUGCCACAACAAUGACCGUGGUGGCGGGCGAGCCUGGCUACGUAGCGACCGUCGCAUCCCAGAUGGAGGGCAACAUCGGCAGCAGAAGCACGUCUCGGCAACGAUUUCCGCGCAGUCACAGCGGACCGGCCCUGCUUGUUCAGCACUCCUCCCAGAAAGCGGCAGAUAAGGGGCCAUCUGUUGUGCAUUCAUCGACCUUUUCGCUGGACAAGAGUGUCGUGGAGGAAGAGUCCGGCUUUGUCUCGAGGCUGCAACGCAUGGGGCCCCUCAACCGUAGCACGCCCAUCUCCGAGGCAUCGCAGCAGCACACCUUUGUCAGCCAGCCCGCUGUCAACCCUGAGAACUGCGCCGGAUGCGACAAACGUAUUCGCUUCUACAAGGCCUCCUACCGGUGUGAUGUUUGUGGGGUCGUCUGCCACCCGGAGUGCGAGAGCCUCGUACCACUUCCCUGUGGUCUUCGAGCGUCACCUCAAGGGGCCAGGGGCGCAAGCAGCGGCGCAGGUGUACUGGCCGACUACGCGCCCUCAGAGCCACCCUUCGUGCCACCUCUGGUGGUGCACUGUAUUCGGGAAGUGGAGCGGAGGUGCAUCCAUGAGAGGGGCCCACUCUACGGCUCGGCGGCGCCACCCGAGGAAGUGGACGCGCUGCUCGGACAGUUGCUGAGUGGCCGUGACUUGCCCGUCCUCAGCGAACAUAGCCUGCCAGUGGUGUGCGGGUCUCUGAUGAAAUUCCUGGCUACCCUGCGCGAAACAGUCAUCACCAAGUCUAUUUGGCCUGUGCUGGCUAAGGCGGCUGUGACUGGGGACGACGACAAGGAGAACCGCAUAUGGAAGUUCUUGGAUGCCACGCGCCAGUUGCCGGCCGCCAACCGCGCUGUGCUGUCGAUGCUACUGGUGCACCUGCACGGCGUGUCAAACACGUCGCUUGGCGGCGACGGCCGAUCUCUCGAUGAGCUGGCCGCCGUGUUUGCGCCCGUCUUGGUGGGCUGCUCCACGAGCAGCCCCAGCGUCGAGGCACAGGAGAAGGACAGACGCCUGCAGGAUCUGGUGAGGUUGUUGUGUGCCAUGUUUUAA
Molecule: messenger RNA, 2253 nt
Organism: Rhipicephalus microplus (southern cattle tick)
Lineage: Eukaryota; Metazoa; Arthropoda; Arachnida; Ixodida; Ixodidae
Biological process (GO): Rho protein signal transduction; mitotic cytokinesis; mitotic spindle midzone assembly
Cellular component (GO): nucleus; midbody; cleavage furrow
Molecular function (GO): GTPase activator activity
Source: RefSeq, a predicted model, not a curated record